AACUGUGCUUCUCAGAGCCCCAGACCUGAGACUAAAGCUAGCAGGGGUGAGGUGUGGCCUGUUGCUCUUGCCUCCCCUCUUGUCCAGAGCAGAUUCCAGAAUGGAGCUUCGACCUUACCAGUGGGAGGUGAUUAUGCCUGCCCUGGAGGGCAAGAAUGUCAUCUUAUGGCUCCCCACGGGAGCCGGGAAGACCCGAGCCGCUGCGUACGUGGCCAAGAGGCACUUAGAAACUGUGGAUGGAGCCAAGGUGGUGGUACUGGUAAACAGGGUGCAUCUGGUGGCCCAGCAUCGUGAGGAGUUCAGCCGCAUGUUGGGCGGACACUGGGCCAUGACAACCCUAAGUGGGGACAUGGGGCCACGGGCUGGCUUUGGCCACAUGGUCCAACACCACCACCUGCUCAUCUGCACAGCUGAGCUGCUGCGGACGGCAUUGACCAGCACUGAGGUGGAAGAGCACGUGGAACUCACAGCCUUCUCCCUGAUCGUGGUGGAUGAGUGUCACCAUACACACAAGGACACCAUCUACAAUGUUAUCCUGAGCCGCUACCUAGAGCAUAAACUGCAGAGGACAUGGCCCUUACCCCAGGUGCUGGGUCUUACAGCUUCCCCAGGCACUGGCGGGGCCUCCAAGCUUGAUGGGGCCAUUGAUCACAUCCUGCAGCUCUGUGCCAACUUGGAUACAUGGCGCAUCAUGUCACCUGAGAAGUACCGCCCCCAGCUGCAAGAGCAUAAUCCAAAGCCCUACAAGCAGUAUGAUCUCUGUCAAAAGCGCAGCCAGGACCCAUUUGGGGACUUGCUGAAGAAGCUCAUGAGCCACAUCCACGACCACCUGGAGAUGCCUGAGUUGAACCGGGACUUUGGGACGCAGAUGUAUGAGCAACAGGUGGUGGAGAUGAGCAAGGAUGCGGCUGAGGCGGGGCUCCAGGAGCGGCGGGUGUACGCGCUGCACCUGCGACGCUAUAAUGAUGCCCUGCUCAUCCAUGACACUGUCCGUGCCCUGGACGCCCUGGCCACGUUGCAGGAUUUCUACAAUAGGGAGCGCAUCACUAAAACCCAGAUCCUGCGUGCUGAGCGCUGGCUGCUGGCACUGUUUGAUGACAAGGAGAAUACGCUGACCCGCUUGGCGACUCAUGGUCCUGAGAACCCAAAACUGGAGAUGCUGGAACAGAUCUUGCUGGAGCAGUUUGGGAGCCCAGAUAACCCCCGGGGCAUCAUCUUCACCCAGACACGCCAGAGUGCUCGCUCCCUCCUGCUCUGGCUCCAGCAGCAGCCUGGCCUUCAGAGAGUGGGCAUCAGGGCCCAGGUGCUGAUUGGGGCUGGCAACAGCAGCCAGAGCACCCACAUGACCCAGAGAGAUCAGCAAGAAGUGAUCCAGAAAUUCCGGGGGGGCUCACUGAACCUUCUGGUGGCCACAAGUGUGGCAGAGGAGGGGCUGGACAUUGCUCAGUGCAGUGUGGUGGUGCGCUUUGGGCUCCUGACCAACGAAAUCGCUAUGGUCCAGGCAAGGGGCCGUGCUCGGGCAGGCCAGAGUGUGUACUCAUUUGUGGCAACAGAGGGCAGUCGGGAGCUGCGUCGGGAGCUGACCAACGAGGCCCUGGAGGCUCUGAUGGAGCAGGCAGUGGCUGCUGUGCAGAGGAUGGACCCGGCUGAGUACCAGGCCAAGAUCCAGGAUCUGCAGCGGGCAGCACUGGUCAAGCGGGCAGCCCGGGCAGUCAAGCGGGAGAAUCAGCGGCAGCGGUUCCCAGCAGAGCACGUGCAACUACUCUGUAUCAACUGUAUGGUGGCUGUGGGCCAUGGGAGUGACCUGCGGAAGGUGGAGGGCACCCACCAUGUCAACGUGAACCCCAACUUCUUGAUCUACUACACCAUCUCCCGGGAGCCCGUGGUCAUCGACAGAGUCUUCAAGGACUGGAGGCCUGGGGGUGCCAUUAGCUGCAGGAACUGUGGAGAGGUCUGGGGUCUGCAGAUGAUCUACAAGUCAGUGAACCUGCCAGCACUUAAAGUCCGCACCAUGCUUCUACAGACCCCUGAAGGACGGAUCCAUGCUAAAAAGUGGUCCCGAGUUCCCUUCCCAGUGGCAGACUUCGACAUCCUGCAGGACUCUACCCAGAGCCUGUCUGAUCUCUCCCUGGAUUGACCACAUUGUCGCUGCAGGAUCUGACUCAGGCUGAAGGGGGCAGGAGAGUACACAGCAGCCAUUAUCUCUUCCCUGGGCAUAGCUUGGGUCCAGGCCUCUUCCUGAGUCACCACCCAGGGUCACAGUGCUGACUAGUCACAAAGGAACUCUUGGGACUCAUGCUGGCUCUGAAUUCCACAAUGAAGAAGCAACUGGAGGGCCACAACUCAGCCCCAGACCCCCCAUGCACGCGCGCACACAUUUUCAUGCACACUGGAUGGAGGUGGGGGAAACUGAGGCAGGAGAAUUGCCAUACUGUACUUAGGAACUUCAGCUUCCCUCCUCUGCCAAGGCCACUCCUGUUUUUUGAGGCUCCUCAUAAAUUAAAAAAAAAUCAAGAAAUGGAAAAUGAGGUAGAAAGCACGUAUUUUAACACCAACUUUGUUGAGGCAUAAUUGAUAGAAAAUACACUGGACAGAUUUAUAGUGUGCAAUUCAAUAACUUGUAUCACGUAUACUCCUCUACAAUCAAGAUACUGGACACAAGCUGGUUGCGAUGUGUACCUAAAAUCCCAGCACUGGGGAGGGAGAGGCAGGAGAAUCGUGUA
Castor canadensis (American beaver) is the source of this 2723-nucleotide messenger RNA. RefSeq names its product DExH-box helicase 58 (gene Dhx58). Gene Ontology annotation, molecular function: single-stranded RNA binding; hydrolase activity; DNA binding. Gene Ontology annotation, cellular component: cytoplasm. Gene Ontology annotation, biological process: antiviral innate immune response; cytoplasmic pattern recognition receptor signaling pathway; negative regulation of RIG-I signaling pathway. Lineage: Eukaryota; Metazoa; Chordata; Mammalia; Rodentia; Castoridae. The record is from RefSeq and is a predicted model, not a curated record.